This is a messenger RNA of Melitaea cinxia (Glanville fritillary), 494 nucleotides long. It is a transcript of the gene RpS25, whose product is annotated as 40S ribosomal protein S25. The record is from RefSeq and is a predicted model, not a curated record. Lineage: Eukaryota; Metazoa; Arthropoda; Insecta; Lepidoptera; Nymphalidae. Gene Ontology annotation, molecular function: structural constituent of ribosome. Gene Ontology annotation, cellular component: cytosolic small ribosomal subunit. The coding region runs from base 99 to 458 and encodes 119 amino acids. The transcript has 4 exons.
GAUACAUCGAUAUAUCGAUACUUUUUUAACAAGCCCACCACUUACCACUUACCAGUAAUAGUCUGUGUAUGCGUGUCUAGCUUCUUUUCGAUUUCAAGAUGCCGCCCAAAAAGGACGCGAAGUCUUCGGCUAAGCAGCCUCAGAAAACACAGAAGAAGAAGGAGGGAUCCAGUGGCGGCAAAGCCAAGAAGAAGAAGUGGUCUAAAGGAAAAGUUCGUGACAAGUUGAACAACCAAGUGUUGUUUGAUAAACCCACUUAUGAGAAACUCUACAAAGAAGUGCCACAGUACAAGCUGAUCACUCCUGCUGUAGUCUCUGAGAGAUUGAAAGUCAGAGGUUCUCUUGCGAGGCGAGCACUCAUUGAACUCAGAGAAAAAGGCUUAAUCAAGCAGGUAGUCCAACACCACGGCCAAGUAAUAUACACAAGAGCAACCAAGGGUGACGACCCCGUCGCAUAAAGUUAUGAUUAAGUUAUAAUAAAACAAAAAUCCAAA